AUGGAGCGCUUGCCCACGGGCGCAGCAGGUGGUGACGCCGCCGAAACCGCGGCAGUGCCACCGGGCAUCACUGUUGGUGGCCGCCCGCCCAGUCGGGCUUCCACGUCCACGGCGUCCCCGCCCCCGGUGGCCACCCAGCUGACCGACACACAGCUGCUGCAGCUCUCGCUUCGCAACGCCGUCGCAUCGGCGGCCGCCGGCAAGGCGACCGUUGCCGCGAACAACUACGCUCUCGUCAUCAAGAUCAUCUUCCGCAAGUGCUUCCUGCUGGAGGAGCUCGUGUUGCUGGCGCUCGCGAUGGGCUACGAGACUCGCAAAGUCGCUCAUACCGCUCCCCCUCACAUCGCCGGCGAUGACGGCCGUAAAAGUAGCGGCCCCGGCGGCGGCGCUGCAGGCACUGGCCCGCACGACUGUCCGCUCUCCGCUGGUGCAGCACACGAGCAGCUGGUGGAUCCGCUGGUAAGCGUGGGCACGCUUCUGCCGCCUGGCUUGGACGAAGAUGACUACGAAGGGGAGUGCACGUACUCUGAACAAAAGGAGCAACGUGAACAGCAGCAGCGGCAUCAGCACGUCUGGACAACACCAGCGGCGCGGGACGGCGCCAGCAUCGCCUCAACGGUGUCGUCGGCCAGGCCUACAGCACACGACUCGACGCCAGGGUACGACACCGCAACCGCACGGUGGCUUGCCUGCCUGCUCGCCAAGGUGCACCCAGACGCGCUGCCGAUCGCCACACUGGAGAAGAUCUGCAAAGUACCCCUGACCGGCUCACCUAACGCGGCAGCAUCAUCACCUGCACGCGGCGGGGCAGCUGCUCGUCGGCACGUCACGAGCACUACCUCCGCGGCCAGCAUUGGCCACUGGCCGUCUGCUACGGGAGCCAACGACUCCCCGUCGAUGAGCACCGUUGCUGUUCUGCCUCUGCUGCCCUCUCUCAAGUCGUCGCCGACCGCUUCGCCGCCCGGAGCGGCAUCACCGAUGCCCGCUGGCGGAAGAAGGGACAUGUCGACUGGCAGCCCGAACAGCAACGGCGACGCCGCCCCAUCGUUGGGGGCCGCUGCGCCCUUCUCCACCUCACUCUCGCUUCUGUUCGCGACCCUCCUCUGGGACGUCGCCUGCGCACUGUGGAACGAGGGCUUCAUCGAGGAUGCGCACCACUGGCUCUCCGUCAUGGACGUGCGACGGCUGUGGAAACUCUACGAAGACUUGUGCCGCGGUGGCGAGGCCGCUGCCGAUGGCUGCCAUGAGCAGCCGGCGGCGGCGGCGCCAUCGCCGUCAAGGCUCUUUGCCUUUAGAGAGCCCCCCGAGGAGAGCGUGAAGAGCGGCGACCGCGCCUGUGCGCUGAGCUGGCCGGCGGUGUUGGCAGAGAGCUGCGCCGCAGACGUGUCGCGGUCAUCAGCAGCGACGGAAAGCCCGUCGGGAGGCGCCGGCCAGACUAUCCACUCCAGUGGCGCGCAGCAGGAGCACGUCGUUUCCAGCACAGCUGUGCCACAACCUCGACAAGGGAUCCUGCUCUCCGCCCUUGCUCAGGUUGGCGGGCCGCUGCCCAUGACUGACUUGACCGCGUGCUUCACCGGCCCGGCAGAACUCGAGGUCGGCAACGCGGACAAGGAUGCGGUGACGGCUGCCACGCAGUCGAGGACGGAGGAGCGCAGUGUGGGCGACGACGCAGCAGCGAUGCAUGCAGAGACACGAACGGCUGCCCUCGCCACUUUUGUCCGCCGCCUCGCACGCCGCACGAGCGCGCUGCGUGACCUCUGCGGGUUCAUGAUCGCCUGCGAGACCGCCGAAGACGUUUUCUACGUCAUGUACGCCCUGAACAGCGCUCUCGUGACACAGCAGUGGAAGUACGGCCAGCAGCAGGAGCGGCAGCGAGCAGACGACGCAGCAGCUGCGGCCAGAGGGGCAGCCGCCACCACGGCCUCCACCACCGCGACUACGACUAACGGCGGGCUGUCUGAGCUGCUCAUCAUUGCGAACCUCCUCAUAGAACUCUUCAUAACGAAGCGGGCCCAGCAGCUGCUGUUGGAAGAGGGCGGACUGGACGAAUUCGCUUCUGGCAUCGCCGCCGCGCCGUCACCGCUGGCGGCGGACGGAGGUGGGGGUAGUGCGGAAGAUGCAUCGCGCAGGCUUUCACGUCAGCAGCAGCGGCGGCGCACCGACCGUGCCAUUCGCCGCGCGUGCGACGAGGUUGUCUGCGCCUUCACGAAUGGGCGGUGCCUCACCCUCUAUGCACUCGAAUCGUAUGGCAUCCCGCCCCCGUGCGACGGCGACAGCAGCACCGUGACGGUGCAACUGCUGGCACCUGAGCUACCCUUCGUUCUCGUGAGCAACCUACUGAGCAGCACGCUCAACUACUCCACUCGCUACCUCUUCAGCAAGGUGUAUCACGGUGUCAUGGGGUGCCGCGGCGUGGACGCGGCAGAGCGCCAUCAGGAGGCUGGGAUAGGCAGCCCAUCACCAUCAUCUUCGGCAGCAGCGGCCGCCGCCGCCGCCGCGUCCAUCCCGAGUCAUCCGAACCGCACACGACGCGCCACAGAUGAGGAGAAGGAACGCCGCCGCGCAUGGACGCGGCUGCCUGACGCAGCAGCAGCAGCGGCGCCGCAGAGGACACCACCGCUGCACGCACACGCUGCACCAACAUCGGCAUCCGCGACCAUCACAGCCUCCGUGCAGAGCGUCGCUGGCGAGCUCUUCGGCCUCAUGAAGAAAACGGCGGUGAACUGGCGCGACCUCGGCAACCGUGGUCACGCCGGUGUGGCCCCGCAGUCAUGCGGCGGUGGCAACUGCAACUACGACUGUAGGCAUCACCACCAGGACGUGCGACCGUCCUUCAGCAUGGCUGAUGCGCCCGGCGGUGAUCCGCUGCUGGGACGGGAAGGCGGUGACGGGUAUGCAGAGCGUCUCGCCGCCGCGCGCCGCGAGCAUCGCGCGGCGGCGGGGGACGGUGGCAGCAAAGAACGAGUGCAGCUCGGGGAGGCGACGCCGUGGUCGGCUGGAUCACCCGCAACGGUCACGAGCAACAACAGCAGCUUGGCGGACGCCCGCAGCACGACCGGCGCCUACCCCGGCAGGCCCGACGGCGACGCACCGUCUGUGUCGCUUCCGUGCCGGGCUGGUCGAAGCCGCGGGUGCGCGCUCAAGACGAGGGGGGUGGGUGCUGCGGAAAUGAUGCUGCCGUCCUCCUCGUCCAUCGCGGUGUCGCUCUUGGCUGAAGAGAACGAACUGACAGGCCUCGGCGACGCCGUCAGCGACCUCUACCUCGCCCCCGCAGCGCCUGCAAGCCAAGAAGAAGCACCACCGUCGGCGCCGCAACCGGCGGCCACGGUGGUGCACACGCCAGCCGCCCACCUCCAGAGCCGAUCCCCUAGCGAGGCCCUCAGCCUGCGGCUACUCGCACUGCUGUAUCGGUAUCCGCAGCUGCACACGCUGGAGCCGGUCACAGCGAGCCACGUUGACCUUGUAGGGAAGGAGCUGAACAAAGCCCUGCACAUCCUACAGACGGCGAUGCGGGAUCGGUUUGGCGAUGGGUGGUGGCUGCAGUGGCGCUCACGACGCGAGGGCGAGACGCAGCGCUACUACGCACGCGCUCUGACGGAUGCACAGCGCGGCGGCUACCCCCUGAGCUUGCCCGCCACGGCAUUGCCAUCGUCCCCCGCAAGGGCUGCAGGAGCAGCUGGCGCUGCGGUGGUACCACCGAGGACGAUAGGCAUGUCCGCGGUGCAGCCGGACCCGUCCCUGCUUCUUGUCGGUGCUCGGCCUUGGCACGCCUCCGUCGCGCAUGAGCAGGAUAAGGUGAAUGUGUGGGGGCUGGACGCGAGGGGGUGCAGUGGCGUACCCCCGCCAUCCGCGCCGCCACCGUCCUCGCGAGCACACACGGUUCUAUCCGACCUGUGGUGCACGCGCACCUUGACGAUACCGACGGAUGAGGAGCUGCGAAAGCCUGUUCAAGAUCUGAGGAGGCACUUUACGGGCACCACUACUGCGUCAGCCGCGUCCAGGGAAACGGCAACCGCUGCGACGGACACCGCGCCCGCGUCCGCGGCAGCGAUGCACGGAGACGUGCAGGCGGCUGGGAUGCUGCUCGAUGUAGACUGGGAUAUCCCGCCAGUCUACACACCCGAUGUCUCACUCGACUUCUCAGCCUUCACAACGACGUCGGUGGAAACGCAGGAGAGCACGCGGCAGCUCGUGGAGUCUCUGCAGCAGCGGGAGCAGGCGCGUGGCGACGACGGUGACGGCAGUGACAACGAUUACAGCUGUGACGAUGCCGCAGGUGCGCCCGGCGUGUCGGUGCUGUCGCGUGCGUGUCGGCGGCUGCUGCACAACGAGCUGCCAUUGCUGCAGCAGUACAGCCCAUGGCGCGUCAUCUACAGUACGCGGAUGCAUGGCGUCAGCCUAAGCACGCUCUUCUCCAACUGCCGCCGUGAGGUGGAGCGCCAGGGCCUCUCCGGCUACGCCGUCGACUCUGCAGUGACCACCACGCUGUCGGACUCCAAGCCGAUGCUGCUCGUUCUGGAGUUGCCGGCGUCGACAACGCUGCAAUUCUCCGAGGAUGACGCCGGCGUGCGAGAGGCUUGGGCCGACGCCGACACGUCCUCCUCUACAACUCGGCCGGAAGCACGCUGGCAAGCCGAUGAUGGCGGCCGCCGCCACCGUCGCCGCAACAAACUCUUCGUUGGUGCCUUCCUCUCCGACUUGCUGCGGCUCGAGUCGCGGCGGUACUACGGCAGUCAAGACUGUUUUGUGUUCCAGCUGCUCGUGCCUGGCACUGUCGAGGGCGAAGCGACCGCGUCCGGCGCGUCCGCUGCCUCAGCGGGGCCGCAGCUCCGUGUGCACCGCGCCACUCGCAGCAACACGCAGUACAUCAACUGCCGCGCCACGUCCAUCGUGAUCGGCGGUGGUGAGGGCGGGAGCAGCAUCUACCUUGACGACACCCUCUGCCACGGCGCGACAAGCGCGUGCGCCACGUUCGCAUCGCCGCCGCUGAGCACCUGGGUGUCGACCCCGUGCGAGGCGGCCGGGGACGGUGCCGAUGGCGAGAGCGACGUGCACAGGCGGCAGAAAAGCUUGUGCGUCUUGAAUGUGGAGGUCAUUGUGAUGGACGCGUAG
Messenger RNA from Leishmania major strain Friedlin, 5112 nucleotides. RefSeq names its product conserved TLD domain protein. Bases 1 to 5112 code for a protein of 1703 amino acids. Lineage: Eukaryota; Euglenozoa; Kinetoplastea; Trypanosomatida; Trypanosomatidae. The record is from RefSeq and is a predicted model, not a curated record. The transcript has a single exon.